AGGAACAACAACAGCCAAUGGUUUUGGGGUUGAGCUCACUCUGUUGCUGUGUUAUUGGUUCAGACUUUUUGACUGCUUUCCAGCAAGCGAGAGCGAGGGAGGAGACUUGAGACGGAGCAGUUUUGUAGUUGAUUUUUCUUAGAAACUGCAGAAGCCGUUCCCUCAACAUUGGGAGCGGAGACUUGUUGUCGUGACGGUUCUGCUGUCGCCCUCAGAUCAAGUUGAAGAAAUGGCAGUCAAACACUCAUCUCGACACACUGCUGAAUCAGACAUCAGGGACCAACAGGAGCUCCCAAUCAGCCAGAUGGAGAGCAAAAGGUCUGAGAUCAGUGAAUACAAGCGCUGCACAAAGAUGUGCCUCCCAGAGAAAGUUUUAACGGAAGGAACGGCAAAACAAGAAACAGAUGAAAAUGGAAGCAAAUAUUCAUACAUCGCACAGGCGACAGGUGUGGGGAACCAGAAGCUCAUUCCCAGUUGUGAGAAGCCGCAGUUUAUUGCUACACCUAACAGUUACAGUAACCAUACAGAAAGGUUGAGUUUAGAAAGUAUUCCAAAUAAUGUGGCAAAGGUCGUAAAAGGGCAGCUGCCCCGGAUGCAACAGGACCAUGAACUUAAUAAACAUCCCAGAAGGAAGCGUGGGAAGAGAAAAUCCAAACAUAAGGUCAAGGGAAAGACCAAGGCUUCACAAAAUCGAUCCAAGACUCCUGAGCAGGAGAGCUGUCCUCCUAUACCAGUACAAGAAGACGAUGCUGACAACAGCACCUCCGACUUUUGCAGCAGUACCACUGUCAGUGGCAGUAGCUGUUGUGAGCUUGAAAAAGUUCACCUUCGCACAGCCGAGAGAGAUUCCCUCGGAUUCUGUGGGUUGGGCCUGCAGAACCGCUUCCGUGAAGAUGAAAAGAUUGAGAACAUAUUCUACAAUAUUCAAAACUUUGAAAACACAGUGAAGAAGUCUAACGUUAGGCCUAUACCCUCAUCAUCCAUGAAGAAUGGUGGCCAUGUGCACAACAUGGCUUUUCCAAAAGUGGCCAAGAAUUUAGACUGGAAGUUACACAUGGACUCAGUUCCACAACCUGAAUUAAACCAGCUUGAUCCAACUAAGACAUUUAAAAAACAGGAACUAUGUUUGAAAAAUAAUGCAGCUAUGCUUUACAUCAAUGAUGAGGGAGGAGACACUGGAAUACGGAUUCCUGAUUCAAUCAGUGCAGAAGAGACCUCUCCCCCACAGUUCUCUACCAGCCACACUGAUGCUAGGAAGGGCUAUGUGAUCUCUGACAGUAUAAUGUACUUGGGAAAUCAUGCACUACAGUGGGAAAACUACUCGGAAAGGUGGAAACAAAAGGAAAAGCUUCCAGAAACCAACGAAGGUGUCCUUCAACAUGAGAAAUUGCAACCUGUGGACUCUGAGUACAAAGAAAACAGACAGUGGUCGCUCAUCUCCAGUCCUCUGGGUGUUGGAACCUUUGGGGAAGUGUAUGUUGCGAAGGAUCACUCGACUGAUUUCACCUGUGCUGCUAAAAGGAUUCACUUGGCUAACUUUCAGCCACAGGAAUUGCUGACCUGGAGCAAGUUGAACUCGCGGCACAUAGUUCCAUUAUAUGGGGGAAUACGAGAAGGGGAAAUGAUCACUCUUUUUAUGCAGCUGAUUCAAGGUGGAUCCAUUGCACAACUAAUAGUGAAUAAAGGACCUCUUCCUGAAGCUCUGACUCUGCAUUACACAGGACAUGUCCUGGAAGCACUGGAACAUCUACACUCACAUGGAAUUGUGCAUGGAGAUGUUAAAGCGGACAAUGUGCUGAUAUCGCAGAGGGGCUUGGAGGUUUAUCUUUGUGACUUUGGACAUUCAACACAAUUGAGAUCAGUGGGCAAGAGCACACCACAUGGCAAUCACUGCUUGGGUACAGUGACACACAUGGCCCCUGAGGUUGUUGCGGGUCAUGGGUUUGGUGUGAGAGCAGAUAGCUGGAGUGUUGCUUGUAUGAUGCUGCACAUGUUAACUGGCUGUCACCCCUGGAAAAAUAUUUCCACGAAUCAACUGCUGCUUAAGAUUGUGACGCAAGAUCCUCCAGUGGAUGAAAUCCCACCCACGUGCAGUCCACACACGGCUAAUGUCAUCAGGGCUGGUUUGGUGAAAGACCCACAAUGCAGAGCUACAGUGUCUGAACUCCAUGCCCAGGUGCACAAAGCACUAGCUAUACUGCGACAACGGGCUACGGGCGGCUCUCCGACUAAUCCAGGUCAGAAAAUGACUUGUGCUCCGAGGGCAGAUGAUGCCAGCUGUGAUGGUGCAGGUACUGCGCUGGCAGGGGACCUGAAUGCUGGGCACUGUGCCACAAAAGGCCGGCCUCCCCCUGGAUCAGAGCAAGUGCCAGCCAACGUUGACUCCGACAAGCACAGAUUCUGCUACCUGAAGGGUGGUCCACUUAACAUGGGCAAAAUGGGCUCAGUGGAAACUCUGACCAAGAAGAGUUUACCACCAGCCUCCCAAAGACGGCCCCGACCCAGAAACUUAAUUCGACUGGCCUGUAACUUUAGCCAGCUGCUUCUACGAGAUGAAGAGAUUCAGAUCCCUGAAGAAGUGACUGAGCCCUUCAGUGACGAAGAAGAUCUAUCCACUCCCUCACCACUGUUAUCACUGCAUUCACUCCAGAACAACGAGGCAGACAGGAGACUCUUGGAGGAAUACGGGAACCUGCAAAGAGAAUUUCUACUUUACAACUUAUCCCAAGUGUUUCCGGAAAGGUUGGAAGACCACAUAUUAGAUGUGUUAAGCAGUGAUGCAUACAGCAUAAUGGAGGACUGUGAUAAGGAUUCCCAAAAAGGAAUGACCAGCAUGAGUGGUAACUAUAGUUCUGGAAUUCAUUCAAUGUCGUGGAAUAGUCUGACUGAUGGCCAUAGUGCGAGCUUUAGUCUCAGUCAACGACUAGAUCACCAGCAGGACAUGCCAAGUCUUUUCAAUGGAGUUGAAGCUAGAAUUCACACAUUCAGUGGAGAGUGUCUGAUUGUACAUGAUAUGCGAAGAGCUACUGUUGGCCAGGUGGCUACAGGUAUCAGUAAUCUGAUCCAGAUUCCUAGUUUCUCGCUGGUGAAACAAAAUGGGCAUCCUAUUUCACCGGACUUCGAAAUCCCAGAUUCUGGAAUUGACCUGCGGUGCACUCCAGCUUCCAACUACAGCAAUUCCUGGACCUGGAGGGUUAAGGAUGGAAACCUAAAUUUCAAGUCUUAAUUUUGUUUUUCUGCGUGUAUCUUCUGUACUCUAGGAUGAUAACUCAGAUUUGUCAUUUCAUUGUAAUUUCAUCACCAAGGCUCAGAUUUCUUUAACCACUUGGAUCCUCAAACCACAUCAAUAGUACAAACUAGAAUCUGCUGUUCCAAAAAUGGUUGUUUAUGUUGAAGCAUCUGGUUAUUUUUCAGUGUGAAAUUCCUGAUUUGUUGUGUCCUUUUAAAUCCUAAAUUGGAUUAUUCAUUACAUAAUUUUUUUAGUGCGAGAAAAUAAUUCCUACUUAUUUAGAAACAGUAGAAUCAUUAAGAGAUUGAGUAUCUAAUUGUUUGCAAGUACAGUAAAUCCCUGUUCAUAAAUAUGUUAUACAACACUGGCAAAUAUUAUGCAUCUAAAUAUCUGAAUAAUUAGCACGAUAAAAUUGCUGAAAGCUUGCUAUCAUCAGGCAAAUAGCCUGAUACUCAACGAAGCACUUUGUUGGAUUUCCGUGGAAAGUUACAAGGGGUUUGGUAAAGUGAAUUACAGAAGACUGGGUAGCCAGAAGACUGAGAUAUGAGAUAAUUGGCAUAUGAACCAGGGAAGACAUUAGGAGAUUUUUUUUUUUUUUUGGCAGCUCGUUGUCAUAAUCUAGAAUGCAUUGCCUCAAGGGAGAUUCCAUAAUAACUUUCAAAGAGAAAUCAGGUCAACACUUGAAGGAAAAAAAAUACUGCAGGAGAUCUUUUGUAUGUGUGGGAAUAAUAGGUAAGCUGUUUCAAAGAGCACAAGCAUGAGGGGCCAAGUGGCCUCCUUCUUCUUUACACGAUUCUGUGGUCAUCUGCUGCAAUAGCAGAAGGUCUACAGAAAUACUGGGUAAGCUUCAUUAACAUUUACCCUAUUUCUCCAUGUUUUGAGAAAAUGUCCAUGGAAAUCCAAGCCAGUGUAAUUAAAUAUACUUAGAUACUUAGUGUCUCGACAAUUCAAGCAGGCUGCUAAAUGAGUACAACAAGCAUUCUAACAUGGAACAACAAAGAGUAGGAUUGCUAGUAUAUAAUGUGAGGACCGGUUACAGUGGAAAAACCCUCUAUCAAGCCACUGUAAAACUAACCUUCAGAAACCAGGGUGUGCAAUUAUCCCUGUGUGAUGCUUAAUAUUUGCUGGUUUAGAUUUCACUCGUCAGUGACUUUUAGUACACUUUCAAAAAUCAUUUCUUUGUUCAAUUUGUGCAAAUGGGUUUUCAAAAAAAGGUUUGAGCUAAUGCUUGCUUUUUUGCUGCUUCAAUUAUAAAUUUUACAAUCACUUGCAGUUAGGGUUUAGUGUUAUAGGUUUUGAAUAUAACAUAUGAAUAGUGCCUUUCUUCCUUUAGAUUGUCCUUGGUGUCUUAGAGAAAUAGAAUCACCUUCAGUUGAUUCCAAAAUAGAAGUCAACAGAAGGAGAUAAUACACUGGACAUUUUGAGAUAAGCUAAGCGUAUUGGCUUUCUGGCCACUUCUCGCUGUUCUUGCCACUGAUACAAUUAUUAACCUUGAUAGGUCAUAGUUCGGUUGUUUCUUGACGUUUUGUUCUCCCCCUCUGGUUGCGUUGAGGCUGCUGAAGCCUUUCACAAUGUAGUGUUCAGUGGGGAUGUAGCAGAUAGUGCAGGCCGUGGAGGCUGAAGAGCAAACUGUUGGCCGCCAUGUGGAGUCUGUCAUCCAGUUGAGUGUGGCAAGGGGUGAGCUAUUCCACCUCGUGUGGGGUCAUGGUGAUGCAUUCUUUCCCCAUGAGAAACAUUACUUUGUGUCAGCUGUGGUACAAGGUGGUGACGAUGCCACUGGGAUCUGCAUCCUGACCACCUGCCCCUUCCAAGAGGCAGAGCAUUAGGAAACUAAGCUGCCGUGGAAAGGCAAGAGGGAAGAUGAACUGAAAGGUCUCGCCUUUUAGGAGGACAAAACAAUGGACAGCCAUAUUUUAUUUAUUUGUGUUCUGUGGAAGAACCAAUAUAUUAAAGAUUCUCGUGACAAAUGAAUCAUUGAGGAUCACUACAGAUGUGCAGCUUUGGUUGACUGGGGAAGAGUCACUUCCCCAUACAUGCCCAGCCAAAUGAGAAUGACCUCUUUGCCACUGGUCAGUUCUAAAGGGAUUUUCAUUGCUGGAAAAUGCUGAAGUGAUUUGACCAAAUUCAUUUUAGUAUGAAAAAGCAUCCUUGGAGGUAUCUUUAAUAAGAAAUAAGUGCCAUGUUAUACUUCUGCAUGUUAAUAUAGAGUAAGAUUCCUAUCUGUAGCAAGAUGAAGCAUUACUAUGAGUUGUGGAAACUGUGAGUGUGUUUUCAAAUUCCUGGGAUUUGUAUCAGUCCUGAGAUUUGUGUGUGACUUUAUAACUUGUGUAAUUUCAGAAUUGUAUUUUGUAAAAUGAACCAAGGGCUGGGCACUGGGACUUGAAAGAAUAUCUCCAGUAUUACCAGUCUGCAAGAUUGCUCGAAGGUUCUUGUGUUUUACUCUGCCAUACCUGAGACAGGACAGUUUAUAAACUUACGGGGUUACGUCACAGGUCUGGUUUGUACUGAAAUUGAAGCAUUGCUAUUUUCUCCUCAAAGUCAGAAUGGUCAGUUUUGAAGUCAUCAAAUAGCAUGGCUUAAGUGAAUUUGAAUUGGUGUUGAUGGCUAGUGUGCAUGCCUCAACUAAAGUCUUUGGCUAAGUAAAGUCUUUGGCUCACCAUUAAAGAAAAUUAAUAAAAAGACUGGUCAUCCAUAUAACCUGCUGUAAAGUGCGAUAGCAGCAAAUAACAAUCCUCUUUCCCUGGAUUGCGUUUGACUUGCUAAUCGGAUAUAUGGAUCUUUUCUCAUAUAAUAUUUUAAAAUAUAUAUAUAUUGAAAAGUUGUAUUUUUUGAAUAGAAAAUAUAACUACUGUUAUAAAUAAUAUCGCUUUUAAUCAGAAACAGGACCUUUGCUGUACUGUAGAAACUUGAGGAAAGUUAUGCCAAGUACGGAUUUUUGUGCAGCUGGGGGAAAAUGCUGGGCAGGACCCAAAAAUGGUAGUCCAACCCUCAUUUCCAACAAAUACAAUUUUUGUAGUGUGGUUGGUUGGAUUAAUAGAGGCUGGUCUCGGUAUUUGGUAAAGGAUAACAGUUAGGUUCCAAUUAAAAUGGCUUGUUUGUAUCCCAAUAGGAUGGGAUAUCUAAUGAGUAAGAAACUUUAAGGAGAAUUCAAACAUUUUGACUUUAUAAUAAACUUUACUGAUUGGCCAACAAUUAAUAAGCAGCUCAGAGAGUUCAUGAUAGUUAAUACCAGUCAUUUUCAGCAUUUUAAUGUCUUUAUUUGUACAGCAAGCUUUAUGAUCUGGAAAGUGUAGUGGUAGCAGAUUCAAUAACUUCAAUAGAUAAUUGAAUAAAUACUUGAAGGAAGAAAGGUUAUGAAGAAAGAGUGAUGGAGUGGAAUUGAUUAGAUUACUUUUUCAGGAGCCAGCACAGAUAUAAUGACUUCCUCCUAAGUGAUGAUUUUAAAACAUACAGAAAAAAUCCAUAUUUAGUUAAAGUAAUUGAAUAUGUAACGUUCUAAAUUCAACACCUGAUAUUGCUCCCAGUACUGAUGUAUCUAUAAUUAUCUUUUGCCUGUUGGCAUAAAGUUCACAAGGCAUACUUUGAAACAUAUAUUUGGAAGGGCAGAUUGCACUGUAGAAUAUUUUGCAUCUCUAAAGUAGAUAUAUAGCUUGAGAGACUCCCACUGCUAUUGUUAGGCUUUUACUAAAAUGCUGGUGACAACAUUACUGUGAUUCUAGAGUUUAUAAUCUGGUUGCACUGGUGUUAGUGCCACAUUUCAAGUCUUGUGCCCUUCCCUAUGCUUUAUUGAAUGUCUCUUAAAAUGCACCUGACUAAUGAAUGUAACCCUUGUUUGGAUGAUUGUGGUCGCAAUAACUAAGUAGCUUGUAUUUUUAUCCAGUGGCUAUCAAUGGUAAGCUCAUUUCAUUUAUGUGAACAAAGGGUAUUUUGAAAUGAGUUAAUGAAAUAUCACCUUGCACAAUAUCAUUGAUUUGUACCCAGAUAAAAUAAUAAAGCGUUUCUAAUGUUGUA
Molecule: messenger RNA, 7240 nt
Organism: Rhincodon typus (whale shark)
Lineage: Eukaryota; Metazoa; Chordata; Chondrichthyes; Orectolobiformes; Rhincodontidae
Gene: map3k14a
Product: mitogen-activated protein kinase kinase kinase 14a
Exons: 16
Coding region: 230-3226 (998 amino acids)
Biological process (GO): protein phosphorylation; positive regulation of canonical NF-kappaB signal transduction
Molecular function (GO): protein kinase activity; ATP binding
Source: RefSeq, a predicted model, not a curated record